UGCGCAGAAGGAUGUAAACCGGAAAGUCGGAGAUUGAGAGGGAGGGAGGGAGAGAUCCAGAGCUGAAGACAGAGUAACAGCCAGCGGGAUCCUCUCCCCGCGGAACGAAGGCCCGCCUCGUUCUUUUUCGGUUUUAUUUUUGAUUGAGGAGUUGGCGGGCGGAGGUAGGGUGGGAGGGGGCCCGUGCUUGACUGCGCAGGCGCAGUAUAUGGACGGCGAACACGUCACUAUUAACGCGUCACCGUGCGUGGCCCCGCCCCCUCCGCCUGGCCCCGCCCCCUGGCUGAGGGUGGCUCAGACACAGCGAGCAGCAGCCGGGGGUAGAUGUUAUCAGACGGCAGGAAGCGAAGACGGAACUGUAACAAUGAAGAAAACCAUUCUGUCCCACCGCCGAAACGCCUCAGCAACAGUACUUUGUUGCAGGAUCUACCAAGAGACAGCUGGGACUGCGAGUCCUCAAGCAGUGACAGCAGCAGUAUAGUCAGCAGUCCUGACAGACCGAACGGACAGUUUCCAGCUGAAGCCAAUCUAAGCCGGACCAAGCCAGGCAACAGCUCGACUAUGCUUCAAUUUUCUGAUUCCAGUGAACAGUCUGCACAAGGCCCGUACUUCCAAAUCAAUCAGAUCCUGAGAGAGGCACACUUCUAUAGCUUACAUCAGCGUGGACACCAAACGUGACCAGAAUGUGGGACUGUGUGCCUUCAAUGAAGGACAGGGACUGUAAAUGUAAUCUUUUGGAGUGGAUGUUUGUACUUAGAUGAUUUAAAUUGCACAAUCUUUUCCCUUUUUUGCUCCAUUUGGUUAAAAAUUUAACAUCUUUUCACUCUUUAAAUACCCUUGGAGAAAUGUAAUAUCAAAAUUGUGGGGACUAUAAUAGCACAACUGUAGCCUUGAUUACUUCAUUUACCCUGUCUGGCACAAUUCUAACUUACUAAAUUUGUUCACUGUGGAAUUAAUCUGCAAGUGAGCAAAGUCCUCUAGUGAUGUUGCAACAGGGCUUGUUGAAGAAACAGGGAGAAGGUGAUUAUCUUUCAAAUGCAGUAGGGUCAACUUGGUCUAAGAAGCUUUUUUGCAUUCCCACUGCAUUUUAAGAAAUGAUAUGAAUCUGGAUUAUGACCAAUUUGAAGGUCUUUUAAAAAUGAUCUGCUGUAUUAAGCCUCCAGCAGUUUCCCUGGUAUUUUACAACCAGCUUUUCCUUGAGACUCUCUAAUGCUGUAGCUGCAAACUUUCACGAAUUGUGAAAUUGCAAUCGUCGUUCGGAGGAUGAAGCAGAUACAGUAGUGGAAUUUGUGCAAUUACUGGAGUAAAGUCUAAUGUUUCUGCAGAUCUAGACUGAGAUAAAGGGCUGGUAUAAAGAUUUAAUCCAAGAACCCGUUUAACCAAAAAAAAAAGUUAAGAUGGGUUCUGUUAAUCUGGGCUUAUAUAGUUCUUUGUACAGUUCUGGGAUUGCAUUUGAUACAGAUCAUUUUAACCUGUACUAGACCUGAACACACCGUUAAAUGCAAAAGUAGCUUAAAAAUUGUUUAAAUUGUGGCUCUUGUUAUAAGCAGUUUCCAGAUAUCUGUAUUUUGCUGCUUUUACAUGCAAGUGUAAUUGUAAGUGUGAGACAGACAGCUAUUGUGAGCUUUCUUGAUGGCUGAGUGAACGCAUAGUGAAUAGCUGAGUCACACGGGCCAUGAAGGUCUGACCCUCUGGUCUGCGUUGUUAAUUGUUCUCAGUUGGGACAACAGUAUAGGUUCUACUGACAGAGAACCCAUGCUGGAAAUGUGCAUGCGGCAAUAGGCUCAAGCAAAGUACAGCAGCAUGAAGUUCAGCUGCAGUGACCCCUGUGGUCAAAUAGGCUGCUGACAGCUAGGUGACAUACCAGAGGAUGCCUUUGGAACUGUAUCCCUGCUCAGAGCCACACCUUUAGGAGCGUGCAAGGGGUAGUUGCAAAAAGAAAGAAAAAGAUUAAAAUAACUGUCUUCUAUUUUUAGUUAUUUCUAUGUUAAGAUUGGGUAAAAGUGUAACACAGGUAUGAUACAGUUAAUGACAUUCCUUAUUACUCGAGAAAACCUCAGGGUACACAUGCCUGACUCUUGAUUUGGAAUGGGGCUGGGAAUUUGUUCGUUGUCAGGGAUUUUUUUUUAAAAAUUUGUUCUAGAGUCUGAGAUUUUAUUUUAUUUGUAAGCCUAAAGUUACCAAGCUUAACCUUCAGAAAUGAGUACAAAAAUUAUUGUAACCAUUUACGUUCAAUAAAAUUAAUGAGAUCAUUUGAAAUGCAAUUAAGAAUACAGUGAUGUGGAAGCCCACCGUACAUGAACAAAAUCUUUCAUAAAAUCUUCAGCACUAAGUAGCCAUGAAAUCAAGUAUUGAUGCCCAAGACACUUUGUGUGCUUUUCUUUUCCAGCCUACAACUCUAUCUUUUUAUAUACUGUUUGCACUGAAGCGCAGGUUCAGUUUGGAGCAUUUUAUCCAGAAUUUUAUAGAAUAAGAUUCUGGACAGCUUGCUCUUAGGUUUUCCAUUGUUGGCUGAUUGUGGAAGCAGCUUGACUGCUAAAAUGUGUCUGUUAUUUAUGACCAGUGAUUUACUGAUAAAUAAAAUCCAUCAGUUUGAA
Messenger RNA from Carcharodon carcharias (great white shark), 2597 nucleotides. Its product is annotated as protein FAM104A-like. The coding region runs from base 325 to 678 and encodes 117 amino acids. The record is from RefSeq and is a predicted model, not a curated record. The transcript has 3 exons. Lineage: Eukaryota; Metazoa; Chordata; Chondrichthyes; Lamniformes; Lamnidae.